This is a messenger RNA of Anisakis simplex (herring worm), 798 nucleotides long. The record is from the annotation of a GenBank genome assembly. Lineage: Eukaryota; Metazoa; Nematoda; Chromadorea; Rhabditida; Anisakidae.
AUGGAACCGAAAGUAUUACUUCUUCUCAAUUCAACGCUAAUCAUUAUUAUAUCAUUUCUGACUGAUUACUGGAUCAACAUCAGUUAUCAUAUUAAUAAUGUUCCAACGCAAUGUCACCUAACCAAUUAUGUUUAUUAUUCCACUCUACAAUGCGCCUUACAGUAUCGAAUACUUAUCACACAACAUUCUAAUCUUUUUCGACAAUGUAAUGAUCUUACAGGAUAUAAAUGUGAAUUGCAAUCACUGAACCGUUUCGUUUCAGAGGGUAUACGCGGUAAUAUUUCACGUUGGGGUCUAUUGUAUGCGCAAAGUUGUUCAUCAUUCAUCUGGGAUCGUAAGUGGCGAUCGCCAGCGUGCAAUCCGAUAAAUGACAUACUGGGAUUGGGUUUGGGCGCGUUGGGCUUAUUCUUGUUACCGAUUGGUAUUUAUUGCAGUCGGAAUAAUGAGAAUACACUGAGAACUGCAUUCGCACUCGGCGCUUCGACAGUGUCAUUCGCUGGUGCGGUGGUUUUAUCACUCAUCAAUAUACAUCAAAUUAAUGUGCAGCAGUCUGAGACAACGAUGAUCGAUUCAAUUGUUGAUGAGUGGGUUCAUGCUGAACCAGGAUGGAGUUUGCUGAGUGGUGCGUUGGGCUCGAUACUGUUGGCCGUUUGUGCGUAUCUGUACAUGGCUGCCACCAAACGGAAACGAUUUCGACAACGCAGUAUGAGGAGACGACGGCAGAUGCAAACCGCGAUCAUGUCCAGCUGUAAGCAGGAAGUGGCUCUGGCGAUUCGUGCUAAGAUGACUGUGAUUUGA